Serinus canaria (Common canary) is the source of this 1026-nucleotide messenger RNA. RefSeq names its product phospholipase A and acyltransferase 1-like. The coding region runs from base 352 to 978 and encodes 208 amino acids. The transcript has 5 exons. NCBI's taxonomy places the organism in Eukaryota, Metazoa, Chordata, Aves, Passeriformes, Fringillidae. Gene Ontology annotation, molecular function: glycerophospholipid phospholipase A1 activity; A2-type glycerophospholipase activity. Gene Ontology annotation, cellular component: cytoplasm. The record is from RefSeq and is a predicted model, not a curated record. Gene Ontology annotation, biological process: N-acylphosphatidylethanolamine metabolic process.
AGAGUCUCCCCAUAAUGAGGUGGUGGCCACACUUUCUCGGCAACAAGGUUACCUUUUUCACUCGACUGGUGUAUUUGGCACCACCCUAGGGAGCGGAACCUUCCCCGUGCAGGGGCAUGGGCGGUGCUAGACGUGCAGCUGCUGUGGCAGGACGGGCAGUGACCCCUGAAGAACAGCGGAAUCGUCUCUGCCACGGUAUAUAGAGCGGGAGCAGCGGGCCGGGAGGCCGGCCACGGCAGCAGCGAGACAGGCGAUGGGCUGCCCCUGCACAGCCCUCGCCUUCCCGCUGCGCUCUGCCCUGCGCUGAGCCAGACCAGCUGCACCUGCACGGCCUGACUGCACCAUCCCGAGAUGGGACAGGAGAAUUCCCAACUCCAGCCUGGAGACCUGAUCGAGGUCGACCGGCCAUUUCAUCAGCACUGGGCCUUGUACAUUGGGGGUGGAUAUGUCAUCAAUUUGACACCUGUAGGUAGAAAAGAUGUACAGCUGGGAGUGCAUACGGUUGCAGCAUUCAUCAGAAAGGUGAAGAAGCAGCGCCUGAAGGUGGUGGUGCGAAAUAAUAAAUGGCGUGUCAACAACAAGUAUGACGACUCCUACUCUCCUCUCCCAGUGGAGGAGAUCAUCCGGCGUGCUGAGAUAUGUAAUGACAGGGUGUUGAACUAUCGCGGGUUUGGUAGCAACUGUGAGAACUUUGUGAAAAAACUUCGCUAUGGUGACCCGCUGAGGGCUUCUGUAGGUAGUGAAUUGCAAAAUCUUGAUAUGACAGAAAACAAGGACUGCCCCAAACCUGGGGACCUGAUUGAGAUCCAAAGGGGACCUUACAAGCAAUGGGCCCUCUACGUGGGGGAUGGAUAUGUCAUCCAUGUGACACCUCUAGAUGAAAAUGGUCCACCCCUGUCAGCCAACAGUAAGUCAACAUUCAUCAGAAAGGCCAGGGUUACAAAGGAGCUCCUGAAGGUGGGCGUAAAUGAUGACUGAGCUGUCAACAACAAGUAUGACUGUGACCGCACUCCUCUGCCUGUUGAG